Messenger RNA from Lactuca virosa, 443 nucleotides. NCBI's taxonomy places the organism in Eukaryota, Viridiplantae, Streptophyta, Magnoliopsida, Asterales, Asteraceae. The record is from the annotation of a GenBank genome assembly.
CCAUGACAAGAUCUAUAAAUACAUACUCCACAUAGUCUUUCUUCUUCCCAUCCCAAGAGCAUAGAGAAAAAUCAAACAUGUCUAAGGCUAUUAGAGUCACCACCCUCUGCAUGAUAGCAAUCCUCCUCCUUUCCAUGCUCUCAUACACCAUUGCCCGCCCUACUCCGACCUUCAAAGAUGUUACCCCCAUGGAAUCUCAUCACACGGAUGAAGAGGUGGCAAAGGCUAAAACCGAAGAGAAUUGCUCAGGGCCAGGAGAAGAAGAGUGUUUGAUGAGAAGAACGCUUGCCGCUCAUCUUGAUUAUAUUUACACCAUGAAUAAGCCAACAUCCAAAUAAUUAUAUAAUAAAUUUCCUUUUUCUAGUUAAUAAAAAUAAGUGCUAGUUUUAUGUAAUGUUGUUUGGUAUAAUUAUAAGGUAUAAUGAUUUUCCUUAUAUUUCCAU